Messenger RNA from Erythranthe guttata (spotted monkey flower), 1638 nucleotides. RefSeq names its product transcription factor HHO2. Gene Ontology annotation, biological process: regulation of DNA-templated transcription. The record is from RefSeq and is a predicted model, not a curated record. Gene Ontology annotation, molecular function: DNA binding; DNA-binding transcription factor activity. Lineage: Eukaryota; Viridiplantae; Streptophyta; Magnoliopsida; Lamiales; Phrymaceae.
UCCUUUUUAUAAUUAUUCGAGAAGAAUCACUUGUCCCAAACUUUUUCUUAUUUACAUUUUUGCACCGCUAUUCUCCCACUCACCCUCACUGUACGCCUAUAUAAAUGAUUCUCCACCCACACCCUCUCCAUGCAUAUUUAUCUGGGCUGUGUAAUAACAAAACCACACACACACACACACACACACAGAGAAUGGGUGAGAAUUAUUUGAAGCAAGUGAAUGAUUCUUCUUGUGAUGGGGGAUCAAUUUUUGUAGCGAAGACCAUUUCAGAUAUUCUGACAGAGUUGUCAAUGAUUCAUGAUUUCUCCAAGAAAAUGUCGAAGCUUGAUUUUUAUAUCCACUCUUUUCAAGAAGAAAUGAGAAAGAUCCAUGUUUUCCAACGUGAGCUUCCUCUCUCCAUGCAUCUCCUGAAAGAUGCAAUUGAGAGAUUGAAGAAGGAAAGUUUGAAGUGGGAGGAGAGAGAAAGGGUACCAGUGAUGGAGGAGUUCAUACCGCUAAAGAGUGAAUCUUCUUACGAUGAAGGAAGGGCAAAACCGUCAAAUAUCAGUCAACAAGAGGCUAAGAAAUGGAUGAAUUCUCUUCACCUCUGGAUCACCCCUGUUCAGUACGAGGAAGACAACAAUAAUCAACACUCAUCCUUCAAAUCUAAGAACAAAGAAGAGGAAUCCAGUGAGAGCCAGAGCAUAUUCAGGAACAGGGAGGGAGGGGCAUUUUCGCCAUUUAAGAAACCAUCCGGUGUGGGUGUGGGUGUGACAAUUAAGGAAGAGAAAAAGGCGGCGGCUGUUGUCAAUCCAACGGUCCACGGCGGCGGCGGCGGUUUAACGCUGUCGAUUCCAGUGGAGGCUGACGUGGCAGAACAUACGACGACAGCAGCUCAAGAUUCGAUUGUGAAAGAUGCUCCUGAUCAGGGUAUCAUGAUUAAGAAGACGAAACUGAAGGAACCGCACCAGGACGAACAGCAGAGGAAGCAGCGGCGCUGCUGGUCGCCGGAGCUCCACCGGGUCUUCAUAGACGCGCUGCAGCAGCUCGGAGGCGCACAGGUUGCCACACCUAAGCAGAUUAGGGAAGUGAUGAAAGUUGAAGGCCUCACAAAUGAUGAAGUCAAAAGCCACUUGCAGAAAUACAGGCUCCACGUAAGAAAGGUGCCGGAUCCAUCGUCUGCCCCGGCGGCCAGGAUGAAUAUGAUGGGAAUAAUCCCAUGGUUCCGACAAGACUACGAACAUGGAGAAUCGUCCAAUCGAGCAAAGACAAAUUGUUUCUCACCGCAGCAACAUUUGCGUGAUGACAUGGCAGGGGGAUCCACGUCAGCUGCUCAAGUGGGGUCCGCUACAACUACCGAAGAAGGUGAAAGCAUCGAAGAAGCCGAUGAGGAUGAUCAGAAGUCGAAGAGCUGUAGCUGGAAGGGAAAAUCGGCCGAGCACCCGUUUUAGGAGAUUGAAAAGGAAAAAAACAUGGGAUCGGUUUUUUUUUGCAGGUACAAUUAACAUAGGAGAAAUCGAAAUCAUUUACCGAAAAUUCGGAUAAUAAAUCUGGAUAUUUUUAUUGCGGAAUUAUCAUCAAACUAUUUUGGGAGUUUAAGUUUUUGUAGUAUAAAUUUUAUGGUGAAAACUUAAUUUAUGGAUUAAAGUUAUAUGGUUU